UCAUCAUCGCUGUAAUUAAAAAGAAAUCUUUUAAACCAGUGCCCACUUGCAUGUUUGUAUUGUCGGGCAGGGACCCGGUGCCUCAGGCCGCUGGACCUCGUACACCCUGCUGCCCUAUGAUCACUGCCUAAUUGCCCCCCCCUCUUUAGCGUGUCAUGUGGGCUCGCCUAACUUUCCUGUCACUUAAACCCCAUCACCUGCUUGAAUGUUAAUAAUGCCAGUUCAUACGGAUGAGCAGCGCCUUUUAUUCUCAUGUCGGUACCCCUGCAUUAUGCUCUAUGAGUAGCAUGGUACCCCAUAGUAGCCAGCUCCCUGUGCCUACUGGCAGCCAAUAGAGAUCUCCCAGUGACAUACUGCUGCUGUGCACCAAAUCCAGCUUCCUGCCCCGCUACCCCAGGAAUGAGUAUAGAAAUCCCGGAGGGGCUGACGGAGCUACUGCAGAGCUUUACCGUGGAGGUGUUACGAAAACAGCCCGAGGACCUGCUGGAAUUCGCCUUGCAGUACUUCACCCAGCUCAAGCAGUCUAAGAGUCAGGGCGGCCCCCUCAGCCAUGGCAUGGAAUUACCUUUCAGGCUCACUAAAGGGGUCAUUUUCGCCGAGGAGCCCAUGCAGACUGACUCUGAAAACGGCGAGGAGGAGGAGGAUGACGAUGAAGAGGAUUUUGUGGCUCCAGUGAUAAACAGAUUUUCAAGAAGAGCAUCAGUGUGUGCAGAAGCCUACAACCCAGAUGAAGAAGAUGAUGACACUGAAACAAAGGUAAUAUAUCCAAAAACAGAUGACCAGCGGAAUCGACUUCAAGAAGCUUGCAAAGAUAUUCUUCUGUUUAAAAGUUUAGAUCAAGAACAGAUGUCUCAGGUAUUAGAUGCAAUGUUUGAAAAACUCGUAAAAUGUGGAGAACACGUAAUUGAUCAGGGUGACGAUGGAGACAACUUUUACGUAAUUGACAGAGGAACCUAUGAUAUUUUUGUAAAAUCAGAUGGAGUUGUGAGGUGUGUUGGUGCCUAUGAUAAUCGUGGAAGUUUUGGGGAAUUGGCAUUAAUGUAUAAUACACCUAGAGCUGCUACAAUUGUUGCAACAUCUGUUGGUUCCAUAUGGGGUUUGGAUAGGGCAACUUUCCGAAGAAUUAUUGUAAAAAACAAUGCCAAAAAGAAAAGGAUGUAUGAAAAUUUUAUAGAAUCAUUGCCCUUCCUGAAGUCAUUAGAAUUUUCAGAACGUUUGAAAGUGGUUGAUGUCAUUGGCACUAAAACAUACUACGAUGGAGAACAAAUCAUUGCUCAGGGUGAUGGAGCAGAUAGUUUUUACAUUGUUGAAUCUGGAGAAGUGAGAAUAAAUAUGAAAAGCAAGAGCAAGCCAGAUGCUGAAACAAAUGAAGCUGUUGAGAUCGCUCGCUGUACCAGAGGGCAGUAUUUUGGAGAGCUAGCCUUGGUAACCAACAAACCUAGAGCUGCUUCAGCCUAUGCUGUAGGAAACGUCAAAUGUCUUGUCAUGGAUGUGCAGGCUUUUGAAAGACUCCUGGGACCAUGCAUGGAGAUAAUGAAAAGAAAUAUUGCAAACUAUGAAGAACAGCUUGUUGCUCUCUUUGGAACAAAUAUGGACAUUACUGAUCCCAGCACAUGAAUGGCGAACACAGAAGAGGUUGGGAAUGAGCAUGAGCAAAGAAGUGGUCAGACCACUGAAGAUGUGUUGAUUAUUUUAUACAGAUGCAAAGCAUUUAUGUGAUUUUUUAUGAGCCCCUUAAGCCAACCCAAGUUUAUAAUUCUGCCAUUAAGCAAAGAUUACUAUUGAAAUUAGUUUUUGCAUUUGUCUGCUAGCCAAACUUAGGAUCCUUAAAUCUAAACUAUUACAGGGAUAGGCACCCAGCUUUUGCAGAAUUUCAACAGUGCUUCUGUGUGUGAUAGUAUGGAACAUCUGUAGCACAAGUGAUCAACACAAAAUAUAACUGUUGUAUUAAGUCAUAAAUGAUAUAUUGGCUAAAACUUCUCUGGAAAUGCAACUGCAGAAUUAAAAUGAGUUGCCAGGAAUUUAAAUCCUGUAAGUUUUAUUAGAUACGCAUAAAAAUGCAAUUGCAUAUAAAUUCAGAUGCUAGGCAGCACUAAUGUCAGUUUGUACAUUCAUUUUUAAUUUCUAGUAUGGGUUUUUACCAUAAAUACUGGUGGACACACAUUAAUAUAAUGUUGAUUAUGCUGCAAAUUCAGUAGAAUGAUGCUUUCUUUAAUAAUACAUCCUGAAAUCUAUCAAUGUUAAUGAUCCUAAAAUGUGUAAAUUAUCUUUUAUCUGGAACUCUUUUAACCAGAAAGCUUUGCAAAACCACAAUGGCAGUGUUUAAAUAAAACUGUUCUUCAUUUUUAAAUGA
This is a messenger RNA of Xenopus tropicalis (tropical clawed frog), 2353 nucleotides long. RefSeq names its product protein kinase, cAMP-dependent, regulatory subunit type II beta (gene prkar2b). Gene Ontology annotation, cellular component: cAMP-dependent protein kinase complex; plasma membrane; cytoplasm. The coding region runs from base 400 to 1617 and encodes 405 amino acids. Gene Ontology annotation, molecular function: cAMP-dependent protein kinase regulator activity. The transcript has 11 exons. The record is from RefSeq and is a predicted model, not a curated record. NCBI's taxonomy places the organism in Eukaryota, Metazoa, Chordata, Amphibia, Anura, Pipidae.